AUGUUGUGGACAUAUGUCACGUACACUGUAGCUGAUUAUGGUAUUUCGAUAGGCCUUGUGGUCUUUGCGAUUCUUGGCGUAUUCGUUACCUUCUUCAGAUCAAAAGCUGGUCAAGAGUUUGUUAUUGAACGAGUCAUUGGUGUUAAUCCGACUAAAGCACAUCAUCGCUAUAAUGAUCCGGAUGGUGAUGAUGAACAAAACGACAUCGCGAAUCAGAAAUUUGCUCAGAUCAAGAAGCGAUCUCUCUUUUAUAUUGGUAUAUUUUGUUGUUUGCUUGGAGGAAUGACACUUUCUAUUACGGGCGUGCUCAUAUUUCAAGGCUGUUUCUUAGCAAAUAUCAGAGUUUUGAAAGGCGAUAAUUGUCCUGAAUAUGAUAUGGAUUGUUUUAUUUUCGGAUCGAGUGCUUUAUUUCCCAUAUCGGAUAAUGUAAGCUUUAUUUGUGAACGUUUAGCAAAAGCUGAUUUUGUUACCAAUGUAACUGAUGCUACUGCGUGGUGUUAUGCAUGGAUUAUUGCUGAUCAAACAACCAAAGAUCUUCUGGAUGCAUUAGGUGUAGCCAUCGCUCUUAUUGGUUUCUUUACAACAAUGUUAGCUGCAGUUAUUUAUCUCGGAAAAUGCAAGAAAACAAUUGCAUUCUCUAUUUUCGUCAUUUUAAUUUGUGGUGGUGCCAUGAUUGCCUUACUGGUUUUAAAAUGGUCAUUUGCUCCUUUAACUUAUGGCAUCCUUUUUCUAGGUAUAUUAUUGGGAAUCUUCGGAAUAGUUCUCUACUGUAUUUUACCUCCACCAGACAAACAGAAGAAUAAUAAAUCGAUAACUCGACUAAAUAUUGAUCAACGAAACGUUGCCACUAAUGCAAUUAAGCCGAAUAUGAACCGUUCCAAUCCGGCGUCAACAACAACACUCAAUGGUAAGACCACUUAUGGACCGUCGAAAGCCAAUCCUAGAUAA
Molecule: messenger RNA, 948 nt
Organism: Adineta steineri
Lineage: Eukaryota; Metazoa; Rotifera; Eurotatoria; Adinetida; Adinetidae
Source: the annotation of a GenBank genome assembly